Messenger RNA from Condylura cristata (star-nosed mole), 942 nucleotides. RefSeq names its product olfactory receptor 50-like. Lineage: Eukaryota; Metazoa; Chordata; Mammalia; Eulipotyphla; Talpidae. Gene Ontology annotation, cellular component: membrane. The coding region runs from base 1 to 942 and encodes 313 amino acids. The record is from RefSeq and is a predicted model, not a curated record. Gene Ontology annotation, molecular function: olfactory receptor activity; G protein-coupled receptor activity. The transcript has a single exon. Gene Ontology annotation, biological process: G protein-coupled receptor signaling pathway.
AUGAAGAAGGAUAAUCAGAGCAGCAUGUUCGAGUUCCUCCUCCUGGGGCUCCCCAUCCUUCCAGAGCAGCGGGGGAUCUAUUUCGCCCUGUUCCUGGGCAUGUACCUGACCACGGUGCUGGGGAACCUGCUCAUCAUCCUGCUCAUCAGGCUGGACUCGCGCCUCCACACCCCCAUGUACUUCUUCCUCAGCCACUUGGCCCUCACUGACGUCUCCUUCUCAUCAGUCACAGCCCCAAAGAUGCUUUUUAACAUGCAGACACAGAGCCAAUCCAUCUCAUAUGCUGGGUGUGUUUCCCAGGUGUAUUUCUUCUUAAUGCUGGGGUGUCUGGACAGUCUCCUUCUCACCUCCAUGGCCUACGACAGGUACGUGGCCAUCUGCCAUCCCCUGCAUUACACCACCAUGAUGAGUCAGAACCUGUGUGUCCUGCUAGUUGCAGUGUCCUGGGCCCUGUCCUCUAGCAAUUCCCUUUUGCAUACCCUCCUCCUGGCCCGUAUCUCCUUCUGUGGAGACAUCCUCCUCCCCCACUUCUUCUGUGACCUCUCCACCUUACUCAAGCUGUCCAACUCAGACACCACAGUCAACGAGCUGGUCAUUCUCACCGUGGGAGUGGUGGUCAUUACUGUGCCGUUCAUCUGCAUCCUAGUCUCCUAUGGCCGCAUCGGGGCCACCAUCCUGAAGGCCCCCUCCAUCAAGGGGAUCUGCAAAGCCUUGUCCACGUGUGGCUCCCACCUCCUGGUGGUCUCUCUGUACUAUGGACCAAUUAUUGGUCUGUACUUUUUACCCGCAUCCGGUAACUCCAAUGAGAAAGAUAUGAUCGUGGCUGUCCUGUACACGCUGGUCACCCCCAUGCUAAACCCCUUCAUCUACAGUUUGAGGAACCGAGAUAUGAAAGGAUCUCUAGGAAAAAUACUCAGCAAAGUAAUAUUUUUGCCAAGAUGA